Molecule: messenger RNA, 1373 nt
Organism: Nematolebias whitei (Rio pearlfish)
Lineage: Eukaryota; Metazoa; Chordata; Actinopteri; Cyprinodontiformes; Rivulidae
Gene: polr1e
Product: RNA polymerase I subunit E
Exons: 12
Coding region: 31-1278 (415 amino acids)
Biological process (GO): transcription elongation by RNA polymerase I; RNA polymerase I preinitiation complex assembly; nucleolar large rRNA transcription by RNA polymerase I
Cellular component (GO): RNA polymerase I complex
Molecular function (GO): DNA binding
Source: RefSeq, a predicted model, not a curated record
UCUUGCCUCACAUGACUCUUCACAACUGUCAUGGCUGCCUCCUGCUCGUUGGUGUGCUGCGAAGAGGAGACAAGCGACAAAGCUGUCCUAGUCCGCUUUUCGAACGGCUGCGUCCAAGAUGCUGACAGACUGGACUUCAGCACGUUCAAGAACGUGGAUGAAAACAACCCGAGGAAGAAGAGCAGGCGGAUAGUGGUCGCUGAAUCAGAAAGGAUGUGUUAUGUUGGGCAGAACUUUGGCGCUGGAUCCAUGAAGUGCAACAACUUUUGCCAAUAUUAUGUUGGAGUUCUGAACAAACGGACCUUGCAGAUGGAGGUGCACAGCGCUCAGGUGUUCAACCUGCAGCCUGUUAUACCAGGAGAGAGAACUGAGACGGCAAAACCUCAGCACACUGCUCAGGCCUACAAAGACAAGGUUGAUUCGUUGAUUGAGGCGUUUGGCAGCAACAAACAGAAGCGAGCUCUGAGCUCCCGCAGGCUGAAUCAGGUGGGGAGCGACACCCUGCAUCAAGCUGUGGCUAAAGCUGCCGGCGCCGUGAUCGACCAGAAGGGCCUGGAAGCUCUCCAGCAGGAAGUGGCAGACAUAGAGUCCCAGGGAUCUCUGGCUUCCCACCUGCCUCCCUGCAAUCCAAACGCAGAGAAACUAGAGGACGUCUACCCGUUCGAUGAAAUCUUGAGUCCGGAUGAGUUUGCUGCUUUAGAGCAGGCUGGUUCCAAGAUGGCAGCACUUACCACAGAAGAGCUGAAUAAGAUGAGAGAUGAAGAAAAGUCUCUCUGUGUUGUGAAGCGUCUGGAGAACAUGCCGACCGUGGACAAAGACCGAGACCGAAUGGCUCGUUGCACCUUUUACCUGUCUCUGCUCCUGAACCUGGCUCACCAGAAGAUCGUCACCCGAAAGUUUGGUCAGGAGGAGGGCUGUCCUCGCAUCAUUCAGAACAAGCUGUUCAGAACGUUCACCGUUGAAACUUUCAACAAUGGCAGGGUCCUAAACAAAGUGUCAACAUCAAUGCGGGCCAAACUGGCAGCUUACAGCCUGGCUCUGCUGCUACACAUGGGUCACAUGAGCGCAGACCUGACGCUACUGCAUCGCGACCUGCGAAUCACUGAGGCCAAGAUGGUUGAGGUUGCAAAGUCAAUGGGACUGUCUUUGAAUAAACCAGCCCGGGUCAAGAGUGGCGAGGCUGGACUGAGCCAGGACAACCGGCAUGCCUCUGUUGUUCUGCCUCUGGUCAAAUACGAUCAGUUCCUUGAGAGACGGAAGCGCAAGAAAAUGCACUGAAGACGUAAAGAACAGGAAAGAGACUUUAAGAAGUGGAAACAACACAAACAGGAAGUGUUUAUUUGUGUAUUCUGUCAACAAAUAAAGAGGUUAAC